Ectocarpus siliculosus is the source of this 2436-nucleotide messenger RNA. Lineage: Eukaryota; Phaeophyceae; Ectocarpales; Ectocarpaceae. The record is from the annotation of a GenBank genome assembly.
AUGCUGGAAUCUGACGACGAAGACGAUGCGGGGGUCGGAGAGCAGGGGUUGGGGGAGGUUUCGGUUACGCCGCAUGUAACGCCUCCGACGGCCGAGCAGACGCGUCCCAGCAAGUCCCGCCGCAGCAUGAAGGUCAUAGCUGCAGACGAGGACGACGACGAAGACGGUGAUGACAACGGCAGCGGCGGUGGAGGGUUGUUUGGAGGAUCAGACGCAGGGGGGGAGAGCGCCGGGGGCGGCGACGAGCAGGAGGACGAUGAGGCAGAGCGGAAGCGCCGCCGGCAGCUGGCGGAGAGAUGGUCCAAGCUCGAGGAAGAUUCGGACCACGACUUGAGCGACGGUGACGGUGAUGACGCGAGCGGUGCUAAACGCUCCUCGCUGGUGCAGCUGCAGUUCCACGAAACCUGGGGUCGAGGCUCUCGUUCGAGGACCGCAAGCAGGCGAUUGGUCAAGGAGCCCCCGCCGUCAGGAGACGAGGUCGGAGACUCUUCGGACUCAGACGACGGCCUGGGUGGUUUUAUCGUCGACUCCGAGGACGAACAAGACGUUGGCGGCGGCGGCGGCGGCGGCGGCGGCGGCGGCGGCGGCGGCGGCAGCGGCUCAACGAAGAAAAUAAAGGGGAAACAGAAAAGCGCUGCAGCGCUGGUGGUGGCGGCGACGUCUGCCAAUGGCGGCGGCAGCAGCCGCAACACCCGGAAGUCGGGGAGACGAAAGUCGGGGGCAAACGCCUCCGAAAUCGACGACGACGAAGACGAUGCCGAAGCUGCUUCGCGUGCUGAUGGCCACGCAGCGGCUUCUGCGAGCAAGAAGAGACGAAACAGGGGCAAGUCUCAGCCGGAGGAAGACGAGGAGGGCGAUGGGAGGCCCGCCGGACGCAAGAGGGCGAGACGAAGCAAAGCUUCUGCGAGAGCAGAGGCUGCAGCGGCGGCAGAUGGAGAUGGCGAGGAAGAGGAGAGUGACAAGCCCGUCCGGCGGUCUUCAAGGUUGCAGAAGGGCAAGGGGGUUGCCGACAAGGACCCGGGCAGCGGCAAGCGUAGAAAAACGUCGGCAGUCGGGUCGGAACCGGAAUCGGCCGGCCCUUCUUCCUCGGACGAUAAUGAUGAUGAUGACGACAGUGACGAGGAGUUCAGCAUGCAGCCCGCUGGGUCCAAGAAGAGGGGCAAGGGUACAAGAAAAGACGGGGGGACGAGGGGCAGGAGCGGUGAGGAGGUCGUCGACGUCGAAGAAGCGAGUCCUGCCCGGGUGGGUACACGAGGCGCCGGCUCGAAAACCAAGAGCAAGGGCAAGGGCAAGGGCAAGGGGAAGGGCAAGGGGAAGAGCGGUGGCGGUGGCAGCCCGAUCGUCCUUUCCUCGCAGGAGGAAGAGGAGGUGCCGGUAAAAGCGGUCGGCAAGGGUAAGAAGAAGGCCAAAGAGAAAGUCGGGCGAGGGAAAGACAAGAAGGUCGGGGGCAAGAGCGGCGGCAAGGGCAUCAAGGAAGAAGCGCCGGCGGCCGCGACCGGAAGAGCCACACGAACCAGGAGGCGGAGCUCCAUGGUCAACUACCGCGAGAUGCUGCAUGGCAAGGGGACCAGCUCCUCGGAAGAAGAAGACGGCAACGGCGGCGGUGGCGGCGGAGAGGACGAUAGCGGGUGGGACAACGACGACGAAGAUGAGAGCGACGGAGAGUUGGACGGCAAGAAGUCCGGGGAUAAAUGCGCGAGGGAUGAAGACAUUGACGAGGACGACAGCUUCGCCGUAACGUUAAAAGACGACGAGGAAGAGGAGGAGGAAGAGGAGGAGGAGAUCGAAACGGUUGGUUCGAAGGGAUCGGCAGGAUGUGCCAAGCGGUCCAGGUCGGAGAAGAACGAGGGCGGGAGCGGGAGCAAGCGCAAGGGACGCAAGAGGAACCACCGAUACAACGAGCCUGACGAUGGCGAUGAAGACAAUUUCAUCGACGAUGACGACGACGACGAUGACGAUGAGGAAGACGGGGGCGACGCCUUUUUCUCGCACGCGGCCUUUUUCAACGAGAUGGAGCAGUCGGAGGAUGGAGGCAUUUCUUCGCUCUCGGUGGGGACGAUGACGUUCAAGGAGGCCUUCUUGUUCUACGUGGAAUACAUCGCCAAGGCUACUCAAGGAGACGGGGCCGGCGAAGCAUUCAUGAAAAAGUACGUCGCGCAGCCCCGGAUUCCCGAGCACGCCCGCUACGGGAAGGCGAAGGAGAUGGUCGAGAAAAAGCUGCGCAUCAGCGGCGAGAGCCUCUGCGGUUCUUGGCGGCAAGACUUCCGGGACACCAUCAUGCGGUACCCCCACUACGGCUACCACCACGUCGACGGCGACUUGUGCAGACUGACCGAUCGCUGCAGCGCGUGUAACCGCUCCAACCGGACUAGCGUUAUUGCCUUCCUCUCUGGCUCAGAGUAUGACCCGAACAGGGUGAGGUGCCUCAGACAAUAG